Impatiens glandulifera is the source of this 2199-nucleotide messenger RNA. Its product is annotated as cucumisin-like. The coding region runs from base 1 to 2199 and encodes 732 amino acids. Gene Ontology annotation, biological process: proteolysis. Gene Ontology annotation, molecular function: serine-type endopeptidase activity. The record is from RefSeq and is a predicted model, not a curated record. The transcript has 10 exons. Lineage: Eukaryota; Viridiplantae; Streptophyta; Magnoliopsida; Ericales; Balsaminaceae.
AUGAAGACAACUUUAGGCCUAUUAUGCUACCUUCUUAUUUGCAUUACUGUUGAAGCAACUAAUCAAAUCCCUCAACAGGAAUAUAUUGUAUACUUGGGCGACCUUCCUAAAAAUGGCGUACCGCUAUCGUCGUUGCAUACGAAUUUGCUCCAAGUAGCACUUGGCAGCAACGUACUGGAUUCAAUAAUUCACAGUUAUAAAAGAAGUUUCAAUGGAUUUGUUGCGAAAUUGACAAAAGAAGAAAUGACAAGACUUUCUGAAAUGGACGAUGUUGUGUCUGUCUUUCCUAAUGGAAAUACAGAACUACACACAACGAGAUCAUGGGACUUUAUGGGAUUUUCUCAACAAGUUAAUCGAGCAUUACCGGUUGAAAGUGACUUAAUUAUUGGAGUGCUCGACACGGGUAUAUGGCCUGAGUCUGAUAGUUUCAAGGAUGACGGUUUCGGUCCUCCACCCGCAAAAUGGAAGGGAACUUGUCAAUCAUCGGCCAAUUUCACUUGCAACAAGAAAAUCAUUGGAGCAAAGUAUUAUAAAAAUAGUGGUAUCUUUGACAAAUUAGAUGUACAAUCUCCAAGAGACACCAAUGGUCAUGGAACACACACUGCAUCGACCGCAGCUGGAAACAUAGUGAGCAAUGCAAGUCUAUAUGGGGCAGGUCGAGGAAUUGCUCGAGGAGGGGUUCCAUCAGCCCGAAUAGCGGUUUACAAAGUAUGUUGGGAAGGUGGAUGUCCCUAUGCAGAUAUUCUAGCCGCAUUUGACGAUGCCAUCGCGGAUGGAGUGGAUAUUAUCUCACUUUCGGUUGGAGGGAGAUUUCCCCGUAAUUACUUUGAAGAUCCCAUUGCUAUCGCAGCCUUUCAUGCCAUGAGGAAGGGUAUUUUGACGUCGAAUUCAGCUGGAAAUAACGGGCCUUCUCUUUUAUCGGUCUCGAACUAUUCACCUUGGUCCUUAUCGGUUGCUGCUAGCACCAUAGAUAGAAAAUUCUUAACUAAGGUGCAAUUAGGAAACAAUAAAGUUUACGAGGGUGUUUCUAUAAACACGUUUAGCGAUCUUACGGAUUUCUAUCCACUUGUUUAUGGUGGAAAUGUGAAAAACAGGACAUUAAACAUAAGCUAUUUGGACCCAAGUUAUUGCGACCCGGGUACACUGGAUGCGGAGUUGGUAAAAGGAAAAAUCGUAUUUUGCGAACUCAUAAGUAAUAUUGGAGAAGCACCAUUUCUGGCUGGUGCGGUUGGGACAGUAAUGAGGGAUAGUCGAAGCACCGAUGUUGCCCGAUCGUAUCCCCUGCCGGCUGCUCAUUUUGGCUUGACCGAUGGAACCACUAUUUUCGAAUAUGUUAACACUACUAGCAAUCCAAUUGCAAGAAUAUUGAAAAGCAAUGAAGGAAAUGAUACAUUUGCACCUUAUGUCGCAUCAUUCUCAUCAAGGGGUCCCAAUCCCAUUACAAACCAUCUUCUCUCGCCGGACAUAUCGGCUCCGGGGGUAGACAUUCUAGCAGCUUGGUCACAAACAGCGGGACUUACAAGCAUAGAGGAGGACACUAGACGAUCACCUUACCACAUCAUAUCGGGUACAUCAAUGGCUUGUCCACACGCUACUGCUGCAGCGGCUUAUGUGAAAUCUUUUCAUCCUUCGUGGACACCUGGUGCGCUCAAGUCGGCUCUUAUGACCACAGCCUUUCCCAUGAGUGUUGAUUCCAACCCCGAAGGAGAACUUGCAUAUGGGGCAGGCCACAUUAAUCCUCUUAAAGCUGUCGAUCCCGGUCUAGUUUAUGAUAUUGGUGAAUUAGAUUACAUAGAGUUCUUGUGUGGGGAAGGCUACGCUGACAAGUUGUUGCGACUGAUCACUAGCGAUAAUAGUAGCUCAUGCUCAAAUGUCACUAAAGAAGCCGUGUGGGAUCUAAACCUACCUUCUUUUGGAAUUGGUGGUGUGCCAUUUAAACCUUUUACCCAAAGUUUCACAAGAACCGUCACCAAUGUGGGGAACCCUUCAUCCACGUACAAAUCCAAGAUCACGGCUCCACAAGGGCUUAAAAUACAAGUUGAACCGAGCGAAUUAUCGUUUAGUUCUCAAGGCCAGAAGUUAUCAUUUGUAUUGAAGGUGGAAGGAGUGAUGGCGAGAUCAAGAUUGUCGGCUUCUUUGGUGUGGGAUAAUGGUGUGAAUCAAGCGAGGAGCCCUAUCGUUGUUUAUCCGACUAGCUAG